CUACUAAGUUGUGAGCCUCCAUUGAAGCCGUUGAUUUACCUGCGUAUUAUCUCCCGCCGCUUUUAUCCCCAUUUCUGGUGCCGCUUCAAACCAUGGCACCUUUUAGUAAGAUCAUACAUACAUAAAUACAUACAUAUAUCAUCUUGCACAAUUCUUCUAACAAGAAGUGAAACAAACAAAUCAUCAUUUGCGAAAUUGAAUGCCUCGUGGCACCGGUUCGUACUUAUGCAAUUUAGGCAGUAACUCGGUGGAUGCUGCCAAUACUUUAAAAAAAGUCCAGCCGAUGCCGAUGCCAAGAAUCUGACGUCUGAACGUUCAUUGAAGCCGCGACUUUCUCCCAUCUUGAACCGCUACACAACAAAACUCUCUGUCCUACAACGCGCAUCUUAUUGUGAGCAUGAAUCAACAGCGUCAUCUUUUCUAAAUCUUCUCGGAAGAUACCCCUUUCCUGAACCCACAAUCCAGUUGACAAUCUCCACCACCACCCUUUCCUUAUCCAGCCAUGAACAACGACCAAUUCCGCCGCCUCGUCCUCGACAACCCUUCCUCCAAACCCGCCAAAUCCACCAGCCCAGAUGCAUCUUCUCCAUCCCAACAGCAACCACGCAAAAGCAUUGGCAAUGCGACACCCGCAGCCGGCGCACUGGGCUCGCGCCUUCGCUCCAGCAUCCCCAUGACACCCCGCUCCAUAACAAAUGUCGACUUUGCGCGCCAACUAGCCGAAUACCGUCGCGAAGCCCAACCCGCUUCCAAGAAAUUCAAAGCUUCCGCCGCCCCCAAGGGAACGAGAUUACCGUCCGGUUAUCAAGAUCGGGCUGCGCUGUUGCGUCAGAAGGAAGCAGCAGAGGAAGGCGAUAGUGCUGAUGAUGGAUCGAAUCUGGAGAAGCGCGUCAAGGCGUUGGAGGAGAUGGUCAAACUAGGACAGAUUGACCAGGCGACGUUUGAGAAGCUACGUGCCGAGAUGGGGGUGGGUGGGGACCUGAAAAGUACGCAUAUGGUGAAAGGCUUGGAUUGGGAGUUGCUGAGGAGGGUUAAGGGGGGUGAGGAUGUCGAUGUAUUGGAGAAGGAAGGGGAGAAGGGUGAGGGAAAGGAGGAAGAAGAUGUAGCAGAUGUGGAUGAGGAGCUGGAUCGGGUGUUGGGAGAAAAGGGUGAGGGGGUGGAUGCAUUGUCUGCUGCCCCGAAGGAAAAUAAGGAGAAAAAGAAGAAGGGGGUGAUGGUGCAGAGAAAGUCGCGAGAUGAGAUCCUCAGGGAGUUGAAGGCUAGUCGUGCUGCGGCUGCGGCUGAGGCGGCGAAGCCGGCUGAGCCCGCCUUAGGAACCAAGUUUAGGAGGAUCGGGGGAGAGUCCAAGGCGGAGAAGAAGCGAUGGGUGGAGCAGGAUGAGAAUGGGCGGCGGAAGGAGAUUCUACAGAUCACAGACGCGGAGGGCAAGACAAAGAGGAAGGUGAGAUGGCUAGACAAGCCUGGUGAGGUUGGUGGUGGCGAUGGGCCUGCUGGACUAUUGAUGCCGGACAAGGAUGCGAAGCCGCUGGGCAUGGAAAUUCCAGCAGAGGUUGCAUCUAAGGCUUCCGCGCCGGCGGAGCACGACGACGACGACGAUGAUAUUUUUGCUGGCGUCGGAGAUGACUAUAACCCGCUUGGUGAUCUACCGGAUGAUGACGAUUCGUCAGAUGAGAGUGAGGAUGGCGAGAAGCCACCAAAGGCCACGGAACCAGCUCCUGCUGCCGGUGAUCCGAAGAAACCGGAGGCGACAACAAGCCGGCCUCGAAAUUACUUUUCUACGUCUACAACGGAUGAGGUUCCUGAGAUAGACCGGUCGAACCCGUUGGCGAAGGAUCCUACGCUACUAGCGGCCCUGAAACGGGCUGCUGCGUUACGACAAUCCGAGGAGGCUGGUGCUACCGAUGCUGAUGCUGGAGAUGUCGACGACGAGACGGUGCUGCGACGAAAGAAGUUUCUGGAGGAGGCGCGUCGGCGGGAAGCUUUGGAUGCGAUGGAUAUGGAUAUGGGCUUUGGGGGAAGCCGCAACGAUGACGACGAGGAGGACGAGGAGGUGGUGCUGGAGACUGAGGGACGCGGCGGGAAGAAGAGGAAACGAGGGCCGAAGAAGAAGAAGGGCGACAAAGACAGUGUGACGGAUGUGAUGCGCGUGCUAGAAGGGAGGAAAAAGGAGUGAUCCCUGAAUGCUAGCGUCUUGUAACACGAGUAUCAGCUCCUCUGCGGCAUAGGUGGUGCCUGGGGAGAAGGAACCCAGUCAAGAUCGCCAGGUAAACACGAGCUAUAGCCUGUAGUCACACCUGAACUUUUUUUUUUGGACUGCUGUUGCCAUAUUGUGCUCGCUGCAUCAUACAGGAAACCAGAUGAGCAAUCCCUGUUG
Messenger RNA from Aspergillus welwitschiae, 2374 nucleotides. RefSeq lists its product as uncharacterized. The record is from RefSeq and is a predicted model, not a curated record. NCBI's taxonomy places the organism in Eukaryota, Fungi, Ascomycota, Eurotiomycetes, Eurotiales, Aspergillaceae. Gene Ontology annotation, biological process: mRNA splicing, via spliceosome. The transcript has 2 exons. Bases 503 to 2173 code for a protein of 556 amino acids. Gene Ontology annotation, cellular component: nucleus.